AUGGCCGGGGAUCACGAGGAGCACGAGGGCGCCUCCGCCAAGGAGCUUCUCAUCGAGGCCAUGCGGCGCGACAACACCGACCUGUUCAACGAGGUCAUCGCCGACAUCAAGGACGAGAACGAGCUCGCCCGCAUUCUCAACGAGACCACCACCGUCAUGGGAAAUCACCUCUACCACGAAGCCGCCUCGCGAGGAAACUACGACAUAAUCGACCUCCUCCUCGACCAGCCAAACUUUGAAUGCGACCCCAUCAACCGCCAAGAAGGCGACACCCCACUACACACCGCCAUCCGCUGGAUCAACAACGAACCCCUCGCCAACCGCGAGUUCGGCAACGCCCUCGUCGACAUGAUGCUCGAGGCCGGCUCCAACCCGCGCGUAAAGAACAAGGGCGGCCUCACGCCCCUCCAGCUCGUCGACCCCCGCAAUCCCGCCCUCCGCGACCUCAUCCAGAAGCACGAGUACGCCUCCCUCAACGCCGGCGACUUUAUCAAUGUAGACAGCUCGUCGUCGUCGUCUGGUAAGAAGAACAAGAGCGGAGCGGCUGCACCCCCCAGUGCGCCUCCUGCGAUUCCCAACUCUGCCGCACCGCCUGUGCCGCCUGCGGGCUACGCGCACCAUGACGAUGACGACGAGAGCGAUGACGACGAUGCGGAGUUUAGCGGCAGUGAUGAUGACGAGAGGGCCGAGUGGGAUCGGAGACGCAAGGAGCGUGCCGCGCGCAAGGGUUGA
This is a messenger RNA of Colletotrichum orchidophilum, 732 nucleotides long. RefSeq names its product ankyrin repeat protein. The record is from RefSeq and is a predicted model, not a curated record. Lineage: Eukaryota; Fungi; Ascomycota; Sordariomycetes; Glomerellales; Glomerellaceae. The coding region runs from base 1 to 732 and encodes 243 amino acids. The transcript is spliced from 3 exons. Gene Ontology annotation, molecular function: protein binding.